UUGAUCUGCAUGAUCAGAGGUCGGAUGACAUUCUUUUGGAAAAUUACUACAAAGAGCUUCAAUCGCUUAUUCUUGAAUCUCCUGCACUCAAAAUGGAUUCAGAGAUACACCAGCAGAGGCUUUUAGAAAAGAAAUUAAAUGGUUUAUACUUAAUACUACAGAGGGAUAGGAGAAUUGGAGAGGAGUGGGGUUCAAGCUGCCUUCAGCAGCCGUGGUAA
Molecule: messenger RNA, 218 nt
Organism: Ilex paraguariensis (yerba mate)
Lineage: Eukaryota; Viridiplantae; Streptophyta; Magnoliopsida; Aquifoliales; Aquifoliaceae
Source: the annotation of a GenBank genome assembly